Messenger RNA from Fragaria vesca subsp. vesca, 1027 nucleotides. RefSeq lists its product as uncharacterized. The record is from RefSeq and is a predicted model, not a curated record. NCBI's taxonomy places the organism in Eukaryota, Viridiplantae, Streptophyta, Magnoliopsida, Rosales, Rosaceae. Gene Ontology annotation, cellular component: chloroplast. The transcript is spliced from 4 exons. Bases 1 to 759 code for a protein of 252 amino acids.
AUGGCGACCACGAAUCUCCGAUGCCCGCAACUAGCGGCGCCGGUUCAGCUGGGCCGGGCCAGGAGGAGGCCCAGCAGCCUAAUCCCAGUCGGGGCGCGCCAGGUGUCUAAAAUCCAGGCCUUUCAGCGCAGCGACAUUGACGGGUUCGCGAAGCGGAUAGCCUCCGGCGAGGCGUGGCAGGACGCGUGGCGGUCCGCGAACGACGGAUUCGAGCGGUUCUUGUUUGAGGCGAAGAAGACGGCCGAGCGGUUGGACAGGCAGUACUCGGUUUCGCGGCGGUUCGAUUCGCUCGCUCAGUCCGCCGUGAUUCGCGCGCGCGAGAUUGAUAGGGAGCUCGAGAUUGGGACACGCUGGCGCGCGUUCUCUAUGGAUUUCGCCAGAAACUUGCCUAGGUACAGGAAGCAGGUUAGUGAUUUCUUGGACACCCCAGUUGGGAGAAGCUUUGUGACAAUAUUCUUCCUGUGGCUUGCAUUAUCUGGAUGGCUAUUUCGGGUACUGAUAAUCGCUACAUGGGUGCUGCCAUUUGCUGCUCCUCUUGUUAUUGGAGCUGUUGCCAAUAACCUUGUGAUUAAGGGGGCUUGUCCUGCUUGCAAGAGGCAAUUUGUUGGUUACAAGAACCAAAUAAUUCGAUGUCAAAGCUGCGGAAACACUGUGUGGCAGCCGAAGAAAGGAGGAGGACCAGACUUCUUUAACAGGGAUAGGGGAGGCUCUUCAAAGAAAGAGCCGGAGAUUAUUGAUGUGGAGUUUGAGGAGAAAUGAAGAGAUACUCCAACUUGUGGAAGAUCACCUCAUGGUAGUUUCUUUCAUUACAUACAGAGAUCAAUGACAGCUGAUUUUCACGUCUUCAAUAUAAAGUCUUGGUCGUAGUUUCCAUCUUGGUGUAUAUUAUGCCUCCCGACUUUGUAUAUCUAGUUAGAUGGUUGUGAAACAAAAUGUAUGGCCUUUCUUUGAUUAUAGAACGUUUAUUAUAAUAGACAGGUGUGUUAUAGUCUUAAGUCCGAUCAAGUUUGUUGGUAAUCAGUAAAAU